Messenger RNA from Chenopodium quinoa (quinoa), 1919 nucleotides. RefSeq names its product nematode resistance protein-like HSPRO2. Gene Ontology annotation, biological process: defense response. The record is from RefSeq and is a predicted model, not a curated record. Gene Ontology annotation, molecular function: metal ion binding; heme binding. Lineage: Eukaryota; Viridiplantae; Streptophyta; Magnoliopsida; Caryophyllales; Amaranthaceae. Bases 184 to 1650 code for a protein of 488 amino acids. The transcript has a single exon.
GCUUUAAAACUCGGUCCCACUCUUCACAACUCCACCUAUAUAUACCUCCUUCCUCCCUCUUCUUCCUUUCUCAGAGACAAACCCUACAACAACAAAAAUCUAUCUUGUCCAAACUCAUCUUUCUCUCUCCUCUAUCCUCUUUCUCUCUCUAAAAACUCAAAUUUCAAACAACAAUAACAAAAAAUGGUUGAUUUCGAUUGUAAAACUAAAAUGGUACAAUCAACCCCAAAUCUCACCAAAAAAUCCCCCAAACUCACCCCUAAACGAACCACGUCUAACCCCCUCAUUUCUCCGGUUCCAUUCACCGCCGGAGAAUUAUCUCCGGCGUCGGAAUCAUCUUGUUCAGCCUACGAAAGCUAUCUCCGCUUACCGGAACUCCAUCUGUUAUGGAGUUCCGUCGAAUUUCCGGGUUGGGAAAACGAGUCCAUUAUUCGACCCGCUUUACAAGCAUUAGAAAUCACAUUCCGGUUCAUUUCACUCGUGUUAAACGACAACAGACCGUAUUUGAACCACCGUGAAUGGAACCGGAGGUUAGAGUCGUUAGCAAGGGAUCAAGUCGAGUUAAUCUCUGUAUUAUGUGAAGACGAUGAGACACGUGGCGCAGCGCCGAUCGUUGAUUUGAGUUCAUCGUUUGGUGAGGUGGUCCCACAAACUGGAAGUUCCGCUGAAGUUUGGAAAUUAGCUGAUAAUGAACACAAUAUUACGGUGGUCUGCCGUAGUAGCGAAGCAAGUCUGUUGCCGCGGUUAGCCACGUGGCAGAAAUCGGAGGAGAUUUCUUCCAGAAUAUAUUACGCGAUUGAGUCGGCUAUGAGAAGAUGCGCGUAUACUUUGGGCCUGGGUGAGCCCAAUUUGGACGGAAAGCCCAAUUUGGAUUACGACGUUGUUUGCCGACCGUGUGAACUGCACGCGCUUAAGAAGGGCGCGUUGGAUCAUAUUCCAAACCCAGAAAACCAGAUAUUAUUCACGAUUCACCAGAUUUUCGAGUCAUGGGUUUUCGCAGCGAAGAAGCUGAUCGUCCGAGUAGGAGAGAGGAUCAGCAAAGAGGAAUUCAACAAAGCAACAGACGAUUGUUGGAUUCUAGAAAGAAUCUGGAAGCUUCUAGAACAAAUCGAGAGUCUUCACCUACUAAUGGAUCCCGACGAUUUCCUGCAAUUAAAAACGCAAUUGAAGAUGAAAACGACGUCGGAUUCAGAAACCUUUUGUUUCCGAUCAAAGGGGUUAAUCGAGAUAACAAAGCUAAGCAAAGACUUGCGACACAAGGUACCGGAGAUUCUAGAAGUGGAGGUGGACCCCAUGGGAGGGCCGGUGAUACAAGAAUCGGCAAUGGAGUUAUACAGAGAGAAGAGAAGGUUCGAGAAGAUUCAUCUGUUGCAAGCAUUUCAAGGGGUGGAAUCAGGUGUGAAAGGGUUCUUCUUUAGGUAUAAACAGUUGUUGAUGAUUAUGAUGGGGAGUUUAGAAGCCAAGGCUAAUUUCGCUGUCGUGGGUGGUUCUGAGUCGUCCGAUUUGUUGAGUCAGAUCUUUCUAGAACCAACUUAUUAUCCUAGCUUAGAUGGGGCUAAAACUUUUAUUGGGGAUUUUUGGGAGCACGAUCAAACACUUGAUAACGGUAAUAGUUUGGAUAAUCGGAGAAAUCGGACGGCUAAGCAUUGAGGGUUGUAAUGGGAGAACGUGGGACGGAAAGUGGUGGUGGUGGAGUUGUCGGUGAGACGUGGGUACUUUAAAUUACUAUUGAUGUUGCAUGUGAUAUACGGGGUCAUUAGUGGAAUAUUGGUUUUGUGUAUAUUAUUAUUAGGUUAAUUUUUUUGGAUUAAUUUUUUUCUUUAAAAAAUAUACAAGUUGUAUCAGUAAAAUCGUGUAUCAGAUGAGUAUACCAUGAUUUUUUGUUACAACUUUGAAUGAUAUUCUUCAAUCUUUUUACU